Molecule: messenger RNA, 4617 nt
Organism: Triticum urartu
Lineage: Eukaryota; Viridiplantae; Streptophyta; Magnoliopsida; Poales; Poaceae
Source: RefSeq, a predicted model, not a curated record
CCCACUCCCCAUUUCCGUUUCAACCAAACCCUAACCCUAGCCCACAUCCACUGGGACGGCGACGAGAUGGCGCUCCGCCGCCGCGGUCCGCCGUCGGCGUCGGCGCCGCCUCUGGAGGACGAGAACCUCCUCGGCGAGAUCCUCCUCCGCGUCGCCCCGCUGCCCUCCUCGCUCCUCCGCGCCUCCCUCGUCGCCAAGCAAUGGGAGCGCCUCGCCGCCGCGCCCGCCUUCCACCGCCGCUUCGUCGCCCACCACCGGCAGCCCCCCAUCCUCGGCGUCUUCGGGCAGCAAGGCCGGGAGCUGGUGUUCACCUCCCUCCUCGACGCUCCCGACCGCAUCCCGCGGGAGCGCUUCUCGCUGCGGCCCGGCGACGAGAUCGAUUUCUGGGGUCUGCUCGGGUGCCGCCAUGGACGUGUCCUCUUCAUCAGCACGUUUCGUCGUGCGCUCCUUGUGUUCGACCCCGUCAACGGCGACCGCCUGUGCGUGGCAAUUCCGCUGUAUUUGGAACGGUAUGUCUUUGGUGGAGCUGUGGUCUGCGCCGCCGGCGACGACCAGGGCCACGUGCACGGAGACUGCCAUUCGAGCCCCUUUAAGGUGGUCCUGGUAGGCACCAGAGAGAACCACCCAGCCAUAGCCUGGGUCUACUCCUCCGAGACCGGCAUGUGGAGCAAUCUUGUCUUCACCACAGAACCAUGCGACGGUCUGAUUGACGUCCAUUUCCCCUGUACCCUUGUCGGCAAUGUCCUUUAUUGGUGGUUGUAUGGGCAUGACAAUGGCAUACUCGAGUUCGAUCUGCAUACCCAGACACUAGCUGUGACCGAGGGGCCUUCCCGUGUGGACAUCAACUCUAUCAACAGCCGGAUCAUCAGGGGAGAGGAUGGCGGUGUUGGCGUCGCAGUAUUUUCGUAUCUGAGCUUGAAAAUGUGGAAACGCGAGGUCAGUAGUCAGGGUAUUCACACAUGGCUGCUGCAGAAGAUUGUUGUCUUCCACAAGAUCAUUGAUCUUACACAUCAGAUCAAGGCAAGGAAGGAAGCUAUAGUGGGGUACUCAGAGGAUGCAGGUGCGGAUCUUAUAUCGGUGCCUUGCUGUUCAGGUAUCAGGACAGGGAAGGAAGCUAUAGUGGGGUACUCAGAGGAUGCUCAUGCGCUUUUUAUAAAGGUGUCUUGCUGUUCAGGACCCCAUACCUUCAUUGUUGAACUUGAGUCAAUGCAGUCCAGGAAAAUUAAUCAAAGUUUUUUGGAGAAUUCAUAUCAUCCGUUUGCAGAUUUCUUCACUGCAGGUACUGUUCGAGCGUGAAGUACUGUUCCAGUCACUGAGCCACCACAGCGUACUGUUCCAGCCGUUGAGCCACCACAGCUGCGGGGUGGUCACAUGAUUCAGUUGAUCAAUAGGUUUUCUUCAGCAACCAGUCAUAUGUUGAUGAUUUGACAUGAUACAGAGUUUUAAAUUCAUCUCCUAUAUGAAGACCGGAGAAAAAAAGUCAAUAGUUGAAUCACUUGAUCAUACUGGUUGAAUCGGAGAACAGGGGGCAGGUAAGCACUAGGUGGUAAGAAAACUAGGUGAGUAGGGGAGGGAGGCACUACCACGGACAUUCUAAUUUAGAUUUUAUCAGUCCUCACUAUGUGGUAAUAGAACACCAGUAAAACAUGUUAUUGCCUGAUAUUUUGUCUGAUAUUUUGAGCUGCCUUUUUUCAUUGCCUGCUAUUUUGUGCUGCCUUUUUUUUAACAACAUUGGUUAUUUGGCAGAUGCACAGUGUGCCGUUUAAUGAGGCGGGAUCUUGCACUGUGGUUUUACCGGUCAGCCAUUGCUCUUUUAUUCUUUUCCCUUUUUGUGCUGGACCCAUUUUCAGUGCCUUCCUCCCUGUUUUGAAGUUUCAUUUUUUUUUCUCUUUUGAAGGAUAUUGCGGGAUGUUUAAGCAUGGAAGAUUCGCUAGUUUUUUCAAUCUACAUUUUUGACCUUUUUUGGAGCAACCGGCGGGAGCUCUGCCUUUUCAUAUAGAAGAGGAAAAUUGGCUGCUUAUAAGGAAAAUUGGCCAGCUUAUAAGGAAAAUUUGCUGUAAACCGGUACAAUUGAGCCAUGCAAACCAGCCCCGAGGCUGUACCCAAGCGAGCCGACUUUUCUACCAUCCAAGCAACCAUAAUCGACACCCAACAACACAACUUGGAGCCACCACUCCGGCUUACAAACCAUCACAAUUGUCCACACACCAAACGAGUCGAUGACUUUGCCAUCCAAGUGAUCACAUACCAAAUGAGUCGACGACUCUGCCAGCCCAAUGACCAGACUCAAUACCAUACAUCACAAAGGCGAUCUCCGGAGCCACCGCUUCAGCCUCCACACCGGCCCCGAGGCUGUGCACUUGCCUAGUUGACGCCAAAGCCGUGGGACAACCUCAACCAUUGUCAUCUGGUAGAAGACUGGACCUCCAAAGCUGAUGCCCCAAGGGGGAAGUGAUGCGAACGCCGUCGACACCCGCUCGGGGCCUAGUCAGAGCUUGAGUUUUCACUCGAAGAGCUCGAGAUCCAAAUGACGAGGGAGGUGAAGGGGCUCCACGACGACAUCUCCAAGGAGGAGAACAACGUUGAGGACGCCGUUGUCGCUGGCAUUGUUAGAAGUCAGUGCCAGGCUUUCCCCUGGAGUUCACCAUACACUUGUCGCCGGUCAUCUUCAACACAACAAUAGCUAUGGAACCCAAACAACUUGUCGCCGACAACAACCAACUUAGUGACAAACCAAUGCAAUAACUUGAACCGCAGUGGCCAUCCCCGAACCACCCAUGUGUGAGUUCUGCUACGCUGCCAUCUUCCGUCCACGGCACACCAAGGAACGACACCAUGGGCGCCGACAUGUUGGCACCAACAACAACCAGUGUUGGUGCCCUGCCGCCCGGGGGACCCUCGACACUGCGAAACAACCAUCGCAUCCGGAGCCGCCACUCGAGCUUCCAUGUACACCGCAACUCUCCAGGUCUAGAGCAAGACCACUCCUGCAGCCUGCUAUGGUGACAGACUGCGCCUGGCCGAUCCAGGAGACAAAGGGCAGAUCCAGAGCAUCAUCAGCGACCCAGCGACCCCUCCCUGGCUGCCGCCACACAGCCCACACAACCUCCUAGGGCAGAUCCGGGCAUGGGAGCCUAGGUUCGGCGAGGGUCGACAGGACUGCCACACCACCCUUGUGGCUAGGAUAGUCAACCUCCCGCAGCCGAGCAUGGGCGCCGAAGUGCACCACCCUGACCAUCACCUGAGCUUCCGCCUCCCUCGCAUGUGGCCGUCUGGCGAGCUCGUCCCGGGGCCGCUGCUCUGCACGCGCUAGUCCGAGCAAUGCCACACCAAACCGCGGGCCGACCACCAGAGCCUACCAACGAGAGAAAGAACUCCCCAGCACCUUUGGUAGUAGGGCAUGCUGCCACCAUGGUGGAGGCCGGCAGCAGCGGCAGCGAAUGGGAGAGACCGGAGCUGGGGGCGCUAGGGUUGUCGCCUAGGGAGCGACGCGAGGGGAAACACAGAUUUCCCCUGGUGAUAUCUGGACUCCCUUUUUAUUUUAGUUCUUUUAUUUUUUAUUACAGUCUAUUCUUGUGUCAUUUUUCCUUCUUUCCAUGGAUUCUUUGGUCAAGAAUUUGUCUUGUAUUUUUUUAUUUUUACUUGAUUGAACGUGGAUGCGAUGAAAGAAGAAAUUGAAUUAGACUACUUUCUUACUAUUUCAAUUUACUAAUCUGUUCUAUGUAGAUUUGAAGAUAAUACUACAAUCUAGCACACUUUACGACUCCAACCAGAUCCUUUCAUUUAAGACAUGGUUUUUUUGUAUUUAAUCCCUUCGUUUCUUCAGUGAUUAAUUGGAAUUUCAAUUAAUCAUUUUGGCUGACUACUUUUACAUAAGGAUGUUGCAAGUUAACAUACCCAAUCACUGGACUGCAUUAUUAAUUGUUGGUUAUGUUGCUCUUUUUUCAUGAUUGUUGCCUCCUGGCUUACUGAUAUUUUUUCAAAUUUUGUUGUGCCUAUGUGCUCAAGUGUACGUAGCCUAAAAACUUUAGUGUGCAUUAUUUCCUUCUUUCCGUGUGCCAUGCAAUCUAACCUUUGUGAACCGAAAACUCUCUAGUCGGAGAGGGCAGCUAGCCCUAGGUGCUGUCAUGGAGAAGAAUUACCCCGGAGGCCACCACCAAUUGGAAGGGUCGAGGUUAUCAGGAUUUUUCUUUGAGAUGGUUCAAGGUGUCAGGUUGGUAAUGAGAAACAAUCUGUGAAUUUCAUUGCAGGCUCUUGCAAACGGUAUGAACGAACGAUUUAAAGUGAAGACAAUCUGCUGAGAGUUAUCAACAAUCAGAGAUCAAGAACGUUCAAGGGAAAUGUUAGCUGCUGCUUUUGGUUUAGUUCCACACUAGCCCUUCUUUUUGCUAAUAUGUACUCCCUCUAAAGAAAUGCAAGAGUGUUUAGAUCACCACUUUACGGAGGUUCAAGGGAAAUGUUAGCUGCUGCUUUUAUAUUUCUUUACGGAGGGAGUACGUAAUACUCUUUUUUUUUCAAAAAAAUUUGUAACUGUAAUACUCUUGAUGAAUGAGGAGAUGAGGUCUUGCUGUUACACAAAUGUAAACUGAAAGCUAGAACUGGCAAUUAUCCUUUUUA